This is a messenger RNA of Hemibagrus wyckioides, 1971 nucleotides long. Its product is annotated as zinc finger protein 750-like. Bases 1 to 1971 code for a protein of 656 amino acids. NCBI's taxonomy places the organism in Eukaryota, Metazoa, Chordata, Actinopteri, Siluriformes, Bagridae. The transcript has 2 exons. The record is from RefSeq and is a predicted model, not a curated record.
AUGACUGCCCCCACUAAGGAAUGGAAGCCCAAGAAACCUCACUACAUCCCUCAACCCCCAGGUAAACCUUUCAAGUAUCACUGCUUUCAGUGCCCGUUUACCUGCAAUGAAAAAUCUCACUUGUUCAACCACAUGAAGUACAACUUGUGUAAGAAGUCACUUUCACUUCUGUCUAAGCAAAGCAAGGUUUCCCUCAACAUUGUUGAUGAAAUUAGCGUGACAAAAGAUACCACAGAGGCACCGAUGCAGAAUAAUGCUUCAGCACAAGCUGAUGAUUUGAAUGAAAUAAAUACAGCCCAGCUGACAGAUGUCCAUAAAGCCCAACCAAAUGAUGAAGAGAGGAGUAACAUACCUGAAAGAGUAUCGUUACCUCAGAGUGAUCAACAACCAAAAAAGAAUGCAGAUCUUCUAAUGACCAAAGAAUCAUCCAAGACUGACAGAGUGAAAACAACAUCAUCAAGCAAUAUGGAAAAACUAGCAACAACACACACCUCUGCAAUUUCUGCUGAUUCCUCAUUUCAGGAAGAUCCGAUAUCACCCAUUCUGCAACCAACAAUGUCUUCGCAACAUGGGUUUCUUCCAGUAUACAACCCAAUUCCUGUACAUAAUUCAGUCCUCAUUGACUACAGCCCCCAAAAGCAGGCAAAAGAAACAGAAUAUUUUUACCAAGGUCUGAAAUACCCUUCUCAUGGCUUCCAUUAUAAUUUAUACUCUAUAUACUCUUCCUAUUCACCCUAUUACCUUUGUGACAGUUACUGCAAUCAUCUCCCUUCCCCUUCACAUUUUACUCCAUAUAUUAAGGAUGCUCAACCACCUGGUAUCCACCCUCUCUUACCAGGGCAAAUUCACUCCAUCCCAACAAUCCCAAAUCCUGCUUUAGACCAAACUUAUAGAUUCUACCAUUCAAGUCCUUCCCUUAUGUACCACCUUCAAGACCAGACCCAUCUUACCUCAUGUUCCAAUGCAGAGAAAGGCCAGUCUACUAUGGUUGUACCAGGAAGUCUUGGUAAUGUAAGACCUGAUGGUUUCCAUCUUGAUUCAUAUACCAUGGCUCAAAGAGAAUUCUUAUACAGGCAGGAACCUGGGAUCAGAGUAAGCCAACAAAGCAAUGUUCAAAUGAGUCCCAAACUUGGCUGUUCUCCAACUGGAUCACCAGCUGGGCCAAAUGCAACAGAUAACACCCAGAAAGAAUCAGAAUCCCAGAAACCACUGGAUGUAAGUGGGAUAGUGUCCCCACAUGACCAAGUGGAAGAGUGUAACACUAAGUCACCCUCAGCUAAAGAUGGAUCCAGACAAGGCAGCUCCACACACUGUGAGAGGCCAGCAGACCAAGAAGAAGUGGCAAAUGAUGAUGUGGCUCCACUGAACCUCUCAAACAAUAAAACUGCAUUUGAGGUUCCUUUAAACCUCUCUAUAAAACCUAUAUCUACUGUCCCUUCCUCACUAUCACAUAUACAAAGUGAGAGUAAAAAUGCCACCUGGGGAAUUAUGGAUUCCAGUUCACUAAAAGAAGAAAAUGAUGAUACCACAGACAAAAAGAAACAGACAGCUGCAUAUGCAUUGUGUCAGCUAGCCCAGUGGAAUCUGUCAGAACAGACAGAAUCCUCAGAGACGAGUACACACUUGAGCAAGUACACAGAGACUAGUGCUAACGACGGGCUGAGCAACCAUCAAAUCAGCUCUACUUCACUUCAUACUAAUGGCAUAAGCAGUAGUCCAGCAGCCAUUCCUCAAAACAGAGAAAGUGAUAGCACUGAAACAGAGAAGACAAAUUCUUGGUCAGAGUUUCCUGAUCCAGAAUCUGAUCUGAAUGUUAACAGCUCCACACCUGAUCCUGACGAGACAACAGAUGUUCCUCUCAAACCCAAAACCAAGAUUCAGAAAAAAGCCAGAAGAUGUGGAACAUCUGCAAAGAGGAGCAAAGACUCAGUUCCUAGCAAUCGCAUUCUGAGGAAAAGACUUCGCUGUUAA